CUUCGGCGGAGUUUCCGCGCAUUGACACUUCGGUGCCUUUUCUUCGCUUUGAGCCAUGCGGUGGUACCUCAGCUGCUUGUUCACCUUGUCACUGGGCGCUUCAUUGGAGGAUGCCCUGGAAAACGUGACCUCUCAAGUCACCGCCAAGUUCGGCGCGAACUUCACCUUGAUCGAAGCUUUGGCGUGCCGAAACCAGUUCUGCGCGCAGAAGCACACUGAGACCAUGGCAGAGCUCAGCGAAGCUCGCUUCAUGCGCGUGGUGUUCAUCGACGGCAUUCGCACGACACCCAACAUCGAGGCCCAGCUGGACCUCAGCACGAUGGCGGCGAAGCUCAUCCGCCACGAGGAACCCUUCACCGAGGACGCGGUGCUGGCUGCUUGGCCCCCGGUCUCCGGGCUGACCUUUGAGAAGUCCUUUGCAAGGAUCCGAAGCUAUAUGGAUGCAUCCGUCCAACAGGUGACCUUCCGCCGAGUGGUGCAUCCGUGUGCCUCAGAGGACCUCUUCCAGUUUGAGCUGAACACGGAUCUGGGCCCUCGGAUCAUAUCCGUGGGAGCCUCUUCCGGGAACAUCUGCUCGGGUUUUAUCACGGAGAAAGUGGAUCUAAAGAUGUGCCCAGAUCCAGUAUGCCUGACAGAGAUGAUCGCAGUCUGACUCGGCGGGAGCAGCAAACUGUUCGUAGAACCGGCCCUAGCUGAGGUUCGGUGAAGCGGUUUUUGAUUUGUCUGCAGGCCAUUUGGGC
Molecule: messenger RNA, 740 nt
Organism: Effrenium voratum
Lineage: Eukaryota; Dinophyceae; Suessiales; Symbiodiniaceae
Source: the annotation of a GenBank genome assembly